This is a messenger RNA of Aethina tumida (small hive beetle), 1992 nucleotides long. Its product is annotated as D-xylose transporter. Bases 239 to 1756 code for a protein of 505 amino acids. Gene Ontology annotation, cellular component: membrane. Gene Ontology annotation, biological process: transmembrane transport. Gene Ontology annotation, molecular function: transmembrane transporter activity. NCBI's taxonomy places the organism in Eukaryota, Metazoa, Arthropoda, Insecta, Coleoptera, Nitidulidae. The transcript is spliced from 5 exons. The record is from RefSeq and is a predicted model, not a curated record.
CCGGAGCCUUAACGCUGCGGUGUCUCGACUCGGUCGCUUCGCGUUGUCCGUCUUUCCGUCCGGUGGUAACUGUGGAAGUAGACUAAUUGAAUGGCGAUAAAUUAGUGACUUCGAAACUUCGAAUUUUUUUGUUGGUGUUCAUAUUUUAUUAGUAUUUGGUUCCUUCGGACGUCGUUCCCCCGUUUUGGUACCUUUGGAUCUUUAAUUGUGUAGUAAAGACGUUCAACAAGAAGUGAAGAUGACGGGCAUUUGGGAAAAGCUUUCCUUCCUCUAUCCAUGGCACGCCCUGGCUGUAAUCUCAGUAGGUUACGUCCUGGGAGAGCUGGGUCACUAUCUGAUAGGAGUCACCAGCAAGGCCAUAGCCAUAGACCUCCACUUCGGCGACAUAGCCUGCCAGCUGAACAGCACCGAGUACCACCUGAGCGAGCUACCCUUCCUGUGCCGAGACGCCAACGACUCGGCCACCUGCCUCUCGUACAACAUAAACGGCACCCCUUACUGCGAGUGGAACUACAACGGCCUGGGCCUGGAUUAUCAAAUCCUGGCCGGGCCCAGCUUCAUUGCUGUGUUCACGAUAGUAGGGGUAAUUCUGGGCUUCGCCGCCGACAAGUUCAACAGGGUGAAAAUGCUGGGAGUUUGCACCCUGGUGUUCGCCCUCGCCAUCAUAGCAAGCGGCGGCGUCUCCGAGUACUGGCAACUGGUCAUACUGAGAAUGAUCAUGGCGGCCGGCGAAAGUGGCUGCAACCCCCUCGCCACGGGUCUCCUCUCCGACAUAUUCCCCGAGGAGAAACGUGCUUUGGUCAUGUCCAUUUUUAACUGGGGCAUCUACGGGGGUUACGGCAUUGCCUUCCCCGUGGGCAGAUACAUUCCGCCUCUUGAUCUGUGGGGGUUAGGCUGGAGGGUUACGUACUACGGUGCCGGUAUCUUGGCGGUGAUCCUGGCCUUUUUGACCUGGUUCACGUUGAGGGAACCGGAAAGGACCAGCAUUGGGGAGAACGCCCAAGAAGACGGUAGCAAGAAGGUCACCAUCUGGACCAUCAUCCUCGAACCAAGGGUUAUAAUGCUGUGUCUGGCCGCCUCCAUCAGGCAUUGCGGGGGUAUGUGCUUCGCCUACAACUGCGACCUGUACUACCAACUCUAUUUCCCCGACUACGAUUUGGGUUGGUGGUUGUUCGCCGUCACCAUCGUCAUUGGAAGUAUUGGAGUCGUCAUUGGAGGCAUCGUGUCAGAUAAGUUCGUCGCCAAAAUGGGUAUCAGAUCUAGAGUCGUCAUAUUGGCAGUGUCACAAAUAAUUGCCACACCUUUGGCUUUUGGAAGCGUUUACUGUUACCCAGUAGGAGCCAUGGUCACCUUGGGCAUCAGUUACUUCUUCGCCGAAAUGUGGUUUGGAAUAUUGUUCGCAAUCCUUGUAGAAAUCGUACCGUUAAAAGUAAGGUCCACAACAGUCGGAGUGUUUCUAUUCGUCAUGAACAACAUUGGAGGCAACCUUCCCAUCUUAGUCGAACCUGUAUCCAAGGCCAUCGGCUACAGGGAAAGCCUGUACAUCUUCUACGUGGGCGCCUAUGGAUUAAGUUCACUGAUGUUCUUAGGAACAGUAUUCUUGAUGGACGGUCCAAAACCAGCUCAACCACCACCACAAAAGGAACUAAGCGGCUUCGACAACAGCGUUUUCCGUGGGGACGAUCACGCCCUUCCCACCAUCACAUCUUUGGUGCAAAACACAAAACGGCCAUCGACCGAAAGCAGCAGGCUGUAGAUUGUUCUUGUAUUGUUGUUUGGUUUACUAAUGUGAUAUGUGUUAUGAUAGUACAAGAGGCGAUUCGUGCUCGAAACUGCACAGAUCGGUGUACAGUCGUUUUAUAGCUGUUAGUCGGGUGUUUUAUAAACACGGUUAAUGUAUAUAGUUAAUUUAUUUUUAAAUGUUUGUUGUGUGAUUGAGAGAGGCACUUCCAAUUGUUUUAAAAUUAUAAGCGAAUAAAUGAUCACAAAUUA